CAACUAACAGAAUUCUAACUGAAAAACUGACUCUUGCUAAGGUUAUGCCAGUCUGUUGGUCUUCAGAACUCAACUGGGACACUGAUUGGACUCUGCAGGUUUUGGACUUAGCCUCUGAAAUUGUGACCAAAAUGGAGAUGAUGCCCCAGUAUGACCUGUCCAGAAUGCCAGAAAACACAGCCCUGAAGCAGCAAACGUUGCCUGCCCACCAGCUAGAUUUAUCUGCCUCGGUGGUCCUCUCUAUCUUUUUUGCCACAGGAGGAUUCUGCCUCUGUAUGGGCAUCAUCCUUCUACUGUCUGCAAAGAGCACCAAGGAAAUCGAGAUUAAUUACACAAAUAUAUGUGCCAAUUGUGCUCAGCUACGGGAAGAUAGCUCAAAUUUUGACAAAGAAUGCACUUGCUCUGUUCCUUUUUACCUUCCGGAGAAAAUGGAGGGUGACGUUUACAUGUACUACAAAUUGUAUGGUUUCUAUCAGAACCUCUAUCGAUAUAUUUUAUCAAGAAGCAACAGUCAGCUGGUGGGGAAGGAUAUUUGGGACGUGAAGAACUGUUCUCCAUUCCAAUUGUCCCAAAACGGCACUCCCAUCAUUCCUUGUGGUGCGAUUGCCAACAGCAUAUUCAACGAUACCAUAACUCUUUCAUACAACCUCAAUUCGUCUAUAAAUAUAGAAGUCCCAAUGCUAAAGAGUGGGCUUACGUGGUGGACAGAUAAGUAUGUCAAAUUUCGGAAUCCAACAUCCAGUGAUCUUGCUAGUGCAUUUGCAGGAAGUGCAAAACCUCCGCAUUGGGCCAAACCUAUCUAUGAACUAGAUAUAGAUGACCCAGGAAACAAUGGCUUCAUCAACGAGGACCUCAUUGUAUGGAUGCGGACAGCUGCCUUUCCCACUUUCAAAAAACUGUACCGCCGACUCAACCGUGUGCACAAUUUUGUUGAGGGUUUACCUGCUGGUAACUACAGUUUCAACAUAUCCUAUAAUUUUCCAGUUACUGUGUUCCAGGGAGAAAAAUCUGUGGUUCUUUCCACCCUGACAUGGAUCGGAGGAGGUGGCCUUUUCUUGGGGCUUACUUACACAGUGACAGGGGCACUGACAUUGUUGGCCUCUUUCGCCAUCCUGGCGAUUUACUUGAUGCUGAAAAGGAAUAAAAAAAGUUUCCUGUAAGACUGAAGUCUAGGCUUGAAAAGAAGAAUAGCAGAAGGCAGAAAUGGACAACAAAGUAAAAGAACCAAAGAUCUCUGGCAAGGCUGGAAAUAUUUCUGAGCUUUCUCAACAAGGGGUUACUGGAUUGACUGAAUCAAAUAUAAUCCCAACUCUGUGGAUAAAUAAUGAGAUUCCCAGAGUGGGGUGAAGAGAAGGAGGGAGGGGGAGGAAGAGGAGGGGGAGGAAAAAUAUGUGCAGUAAGAUGUUCUUGGAAUGAAGACAAUAAAUGAUU
Peromyscus maniculatus bairdii (prairie deer mouse) is the source of this 1431-nucleotide messenger RNA. RefSeq names its product cell cycle control protein 50C. Gene Ontology annotation, cellular component: plasma membrane; endoplasmic reticulum; Golgi apparatus. Gene Ontology annotation, biological process: phospholipid translocation. Lineage: Eukaryota; Metazoa; Chordata; Mammalia; Rodentia; Cricetidae. The record is from RefSeq and is a predicted model, not a curated record.